AUGAAUAGAGAACAAAGAAAUUAUCAGCUUGAUUUUCUGCGUGCACAGCACAGCAUGUUUGGUUAUUUCACAAAGCUUGUUGAACAGUAUACUAAAAUUUUAAUCCCACCGAAAGAUAUUAUUAUGAAAUUGGAGGAAGAAUUAGAGAAGCCAAGACAACUUCUUGAUGAUGUAAAAUACAGAGUUGUAUGGCAUAAGUAUCAAGAACGUCAACGUAAGCGUGAAGAGGGAGCUGCAGAGCGUGAACGCUUUGCGUAUGCUUUAAUUGAUUGGCAUAACUUUGUAGUUGUGGAAACAGUCGACUUUCAGCCGAAUGAAACAGGUGAUUUCCCCUUGCCGACUACUGCUGAUGAAGUCGGAGCGCGUUUACUAGCAGAAGAACGUGGCCUUCAACCCCAGCCUAAAUGA
This is a messenger RNA of Trichobilharzia regenti, 408 nucleotides long. NCBI's taxonomy places the organism in Eukaryota, Metazoa, Platyhelminthes, Trematoda, Strigeidida, Schistosomatidae. The record is from the annotation of a GenBank genome assembly.